Molecule: messenger RNA, 2049 nt
Organism: Neoarthrinium moseri
Lineage: Eukaryota; Fungi; Ascomycota; Sordariomycetes; Amphisphaeriales; Apiosporaceae
Exons: 5
Coding region: 1-2049 (682 amino acids)
Cellular component (GO): cytosol
Molecular function (GO): asparagine synthase (glutamine-hydrolyzing) activity
Source: RefSeq, a predicted model, not a curated record
AUGUGCGGACUGAGUGUUGUAGUCAAACUGAGCGGCCCGUCCAGCAGUGGAAAGUCCGAUUCCAGGGGGGUUACCAUCUCGGAUCUCAAGUCGAAGCUCAUAGCAAGCCUGAAACUCAUUGAUCACCGUGGACCUGAUGCUCGAGAUGUAUGGAUCAACGCGGAGAACACAGUUGGCCUCGGACACUGCCGCUUGUCUAUUGUGGACUUGUCACCAGAAGGCGAGCAGCCGCUGCAUGAUGAUGAGGGGAAUAUACAUGCAGUAGUGAUGGGCGAGAUCUAUGACAAUGAUCGCCUUCGGAAACUUUGCUCAAAAGAAUUUGAAUACAAAUUUCGAGGGCACAGCGACUCAGAACUCGUUGUUGCGUUAUACAAGCAUUAUGGCGCACCCAAAUUUCUCGACUACCUGCGCGGAGAAUACGCAUUCGUUAUAUAUGACGAUCGCUCGGGUGAAGUGAUUGCUGCCAGAGACCGAUUUGGGGUGAAACCCCUUUUCUGGACCAUCGUCGACGGAAAGCUUUUGAUGGCCCCCGAGAUAAAGGCAUUCCUUCCGCUCGGGUGGCAGCCAGCCUGGAACAUCGACGGUAUCGUGCAAAACUCGUGUUUUGUUGGUGGCGAGACUAUUUUUCAAGGUGUCAACAGGCUCCAACCUGGCCAUUACUUGACGGUGUUCUCAAAUGGAUAUAUCUCAGAGCGUGAAUACUGGGACUUGAAGUACCAAGACAAGCGACAUGUGGAAACACGAUCAAUCGACGAACUAGUAGCAGAAGUCAGAGAGCAGAUCAUCGAGGCUGUGCGAGUACGGCUUCGUGCUGAUGUGCCCGUUGGAAUAUACCUUUCCGGCGGGCUUGACUCAUCGACAGUUGCGGGAAUUACAAAAUAUCUUGUCGAAGAAAGGGGCGAAAAGAGAACUGCAGACUAUCUUGGUGUUGACUUUCAUGUCAAAGACAUGAAUGAAGCUGAGCUGGCAAAACACUUCGAGGACUGCGUUUGGCAUAAUGAGCAUCACGCAUUCGAUUUGGGCACCGUUGGCAAGUUUGCACUGUCCGAAUUGCCACGAAGCAACGGCUUCAAAGUUAUACUCAGCGGCGAGGGCGCGGACGAGCUCUUCGCCGGAUACCCCUGGUUUAUUUCUGAGUUCCUGCUUGAGCCAGAUCGUUCAAGUCCCAAUUUAGUUCUGCAAACCGACGACGUGCUACGCCAAAAGCUGUAUCAGAGAUCGAUCAAUGAUAUUUUGGCCACCUUCAACAUUAUAGGGUCAAGCAAUUUAAACUGCCUAGAUAUCGACCCUGAGCUGAAGGCGCGGAUGAACAAUCUAUUCGCCCCUUUCAAUUUCGCCAAUCGAGCCCAUACGGGUCAAGACCUAUUUCUGCCGAGCUUGCAAGACAGAUUCAGUCCUAUGGAUAAACUUCGCGCCGUCAUCGAUGCAUGGUCCCCAUCGGCCCAGGAGGACAUAAUGAACAGGUGGCAUCCACUCAACUCGGCCAUGUACGCCUGGAGCAAGAGUCAGCUCCCGAAUUUUAUCCUUACGGCCCUUGGAGACCGCUGCGAGAUGGCACAUAGCAUUGAGGGCCGGCCCCCUUUCCUGGACCACAACCUGGCGGAGCUGAUGGGAACCAUACCUCCAUCGUUAAAGAUGCAUUACGGAUCAAAAGGUAAGGGGCCCGACUCCGGCACCAGCGCGUGGUGGAGCAAGGAUGGGGAUCAGGCAGCCAGCCAUUUCUGGGAGAAAUGGAUUCUGAGGGAAGCUGCUAGGCCAUUCAUAACCGAGGAGCUGUACCUGCGCCGGAAGCAUCCUUACACGGCUCCGGUCGUAUGGCCAAAAGGUGGCCCGCUGCAUCAACUUUUCACCCGCCUAUUGACAGAAGAGAACGUUGAUGCGCUCGGGUUUGUUCAUUGGCCGACAGUUGAGGAUUCCUUGGAGAAAGGAUUUGGAGAGAAUGCAGAUCCAGGGGCGCUCAGAAAAUGUCUGAUCGUUGGCGGAUGGGUGACCAUGAAAGAGCGUUUCGGAAUCCCUCGGGCCCAAGUUGGCAAAGGAGCAAUGCUUUGA